AGAUAUAAUCAGUUUUGGAUCUUAUCCAUUUCAAAUUUUAAUAGCAAGGUCCCCGACCGAUUGAUUGGAUUGCAUUCGCUCCCGACCCCAUACUGUUCCUCUUCAUCUUCAAAUCCAGUUUCCAUGGCAAGUCUAAGCUUCCAUUCCGGCAAGAUCAGGCAUCCCUCCCUCCACUCCUUCAAUUUCCCAUCCCACUCAUUUCCAUCCUCACUGAAAACAAGCCCACUCAAAACCAACUUCAAGAACUUGCACUUUCUUUCCUCUCCCGCAUCUCAAACAUCCAUCUCCUCACCCAUGGAGUCCGCCGAUGAAGAAGACGAUCCCACUGCGGAUUUGAGCUAUCUCGACCCGGAAAUCAAUCCCGGGACCAUUACCCAGUGGGAAAUGGACUUCUGCUCAAGACCCAUUCUUGAUAUCCGGGGGAAGAAGCUGUGGGAGCUCGUUGUUUGUGACCCUUCCCUCUCUUUGCAGUACACCAAGUAUUUCCCCAAUAAUGUCAUCAAUAGUGUUACUCUCAAGGAAUCCAUACUUUCCAUCUGUGAUGAUUUGGGUGUUCCUUUGCCCGAUAAAAUUCGAUUCUUUCGUUCACAAAUGCAGACUAUCAUCUCAAGAGCUUGCAAUGAGCUUGACUUAAGACCUGUCCCUAGCAAGCGGUGCUUCGCUUUGAUUCUAUGGCUUGAAGAACGGUUUAAAAGGGUUUACACUCGCCAUCCUGGUUAUAAAGAAGGGUCUAAACCACUGUUUUCUAUAGAUAACCCAUUCCCAAUGCAGCUCCCAGAGAACUUGUAUGGAGAAAAAUGGGCUUUUGUCCAGUUGCCCUUCUCAGCUGUCAAAGAAAAGGCUUCAUCUCUGCAGGCAAGGCCGUAUAUGUUUGGUGCGAGUUUAGAUUUGGAUCUUUUGGGGAUUGAAAUCAGUGAUGAGACUUUAGUUCCAGGACUAGCUGUUGCAUCUUCGCGCGCAACUCCAUUAGCAGCUUGGAUGAAUGGCUUGGAGAUGUGUUCAAUAGAAGUUGACAUUGGUCGGGGUUGCUUGGUUUUGGCUGUUGGGAUUUCAACUCGCUACGUUUACGCGACCUACAAGAAGACCCGAAAAGCGAGAGAUGAAGGGGAAGCAUGGGAAGCUUCGAAGAAGGCCUGCGGAGGUUUACAUUUUCUUGCCAUUCAAGAUGAGCUAGAUUCAGAUGGUUGUGUUGGGUUCUGGCUCUUAUUUGACUUGCCACCACCUCCUGUCUAGGCGCCCAUCAUCAUGCCAAGAUUGAGUGACAACUCAAUUUGUUUUGUAACUCAGAAAGUAUGAAACUCUCCCAGUUGCAAUUAAACUUAUAGUUAGAAAAAAUGAGUGUUUUUCUAGUUUGGGUGGAUUUUAAUGGUCAUAGCAACUAAACGUUCAAUCAAAAUAAAUGUUUUUGUCAGAC
Messenger RNA from Cuscuta campestris, 1414 nucleotides. NCBI's taxonomy places the organism in Eukaryota, Viridiplantae, Streptophyta, Magnoliopsida, Solanales, Convolvulaceae. The record is from the annotation of a GenBank genome assembly.